UGCACUCACUACCACUGAAGAGCUGAGAGGGCUGAGAGGGCUGAAGCUACUGAAGCUACCGAUUUGGCGGAGAAAAGUGAAGAUUGGAGUGCACACCUCAUGGAGAGCGACAAACUUCUCCCGAGCACCUCUGGACGGGGCGUGCUCCCUACGAGCUACGUCGACAAUGGCAACAGCAACAACUCCUCAGCCCUGUCGCAAGUCGGGAGCGGGGGCAGCAUCGCGGGCAGCAGCAGUGCCCCCCCCCUCCCGGGGCGCAGAGGCGGCCAUCUCCGGAAGAAGCCGACUAGGGGGGUCACGCGCCAGGAGGGACACUUGUCGCUUGAUGCCAUUUGGAGCGCCUCGGAAGUCGCCACCGCCAUCAGCCGAGACCUGGUUGAGAAGGCGGAGCGGUGGAAGCUGCUGGGCGGAGAGCCCUUAACGGGAUCCCCCGCACGGUUCGCUCACGAGGACCGGUCCCAGCUACCGGAGGUGCAGCCGCUGCUGGCGCACGACGUAGACAAGCACGAGGUGGCGUCUAUUUACGUGAAGGACGCCCUCGCCGGCAGGGAGAGCCCGACCUGCAUGCACAACCAAAACUCUCUCCGUGCAUUGAAGCUUGUCCGGAAUAAGGCAUGGAACCAGCUGUUGAACAUAUGCACGAUCGUACACCUCAUGCUGCCGAUAGUGGAGAUUCAGAGGUGUCUGCCUUGCAUGGGCAUGCAGAAGAUACCCGAAUCCCUCGAUUCGAACUCUUUACACACAGGGUGGCGGCCGACCUUGCUGGGAUCGAUGUGGCUGGAGUGCUUGCUGUGUCUCCUCUACGUGUACGACCUGUACAAAGUCGCGCUCGCCAGCAACCACGUGCACAAGCGCUCGCACAGAGGCGGCGGAAGCGACAGGGACGGGGACAGGGAUAUCGGCGUGUCGAAGGGUGAGGGUGCCAAGGCGUCGUCGUGGCAUUCGUCUCUUGCCAGGCUUCCCCCGUGGCAGCUGGCGCGGACGUGCAUGGUGGCUCUCUUGGCCUUCGGUCUCCUCACCAACAUCUUCGCACACUACGCCUUCAAAAUCACGUGGCACAGAUGGAGCCGCGUCACACUGCCGUUUCUCUUCAUCAGCCGACGGACAUACCUCAAGCACUUCGUCGGUGGAGUGAUCAGGGUUCUGCCCAGGAUGCUGCCGGUGGUCUUCCUCAUGUCCUUCGUGGUGUUCUUCUACGCCUUCAUUGGCUACAUCCUCUACCGGGACGAACCGCGAACUUCAAGCCUCCUGCAGGACCUGGACCUCUUCAGCCAGCCCUCAUCCUCUGCGAUGACCUUCCUGCGCAUGUUCACCUCCAUUCCCUUCAUGCUGGACGUCGAGCACAUCUACGCAGGGACAAAGGGCAUCCGCGUGAUGGGCCUGUCGUACGGCGUGAUCAUGGUCAUCUUCCUGGGGGCGCUGGUGCCUGCUGUUGCCAAUCGCAACUUCCAGCACCACUACAACUGGGUGAAGGAGCAGCGUAGGCUUGCCCUAACCCGCGCGUUCAUGCUGCUGAGGCGGGAGGAAGACGGGACCGUUGGUCGGGAAGACUGGGUGCGGCUCAUGGCCUGUCUCCGCCCUGACUGCAACGCUGGGCACACAUCGGCUUUAUUCGAUGCGGCGAAGAAGGCAGACGACGAGACGGUUUCCUUCGGCGGAGAGGACGACCGCAACAGGCUGUCGAAGGGGGGAUUCUUCAUGCUCUGCGCGCUCGGCACGGCCAGCUUCUCUCGGGCUCGCAAGGACGAUGCCGGCAGCAGGCGAUCCGGGUCGAAGUGGAAGCGGAUCCGACAACGUCUGGACGCCGCUUUGUCGUGGAGCAUGCCGGGAAGCAACUUCCCUCUGAGCAGGCAGGUGCUGAACGUGGCAGUAGUGGUUCAAGGGUACCAGAUCGUUCUGGAAGGAGACGACCCGGAGGGGCGACCGACAUGGGCCUACCCCCUGGGAGGCUUUUUGAUCGCCUACUUCUGCGUGCAGGCGUCGUUGCGGAUGAUCGUAGACGGGGCUCGGCUGUACAUUAUGCAGUGGAGGCAUGCACUCGGGAUGUGUCUGAACCUGAUCGGCGUGACGUACUACAUGGGGCUCUGGUUCGACGGAACGGGGUGGCACAGCUUUUACAAGAUCCUGCAGGCGUCCCGCGUCGUCAUUCUUUGGAACGUUCUCCACCGGCUAGGCUCUACCAGCUCGGAGGUAGCGAGGCGGCUAGAGUUCGUGUUUCCGGCGGUGCUGCGAGCGUCUUUCGUCCUCUUCUCGGUGACGUACUCGUACUCGGUCUUGGCCUUCGACAUGUACUGCGCAACGCCGCUGGGGGUCGAGCCCGUCGACAGCGUGGCGGACCACAGCAUGAUGCAGAGGUGGGCGUAUUACAAGGACGUGCUGUCAUUCGCCUCGUUGCACCAGUCCUUCGCCGCGAUGACCGACAUCGUCAUGCUGAGCAAUUGGCCGCUUUUCAUGGACGCGGCAGGGGACGUGGGUAACGUCGUUACGGCAAAGAUAUUCUUCUACUCCUUCAAGGUGCUCACGUUCUACUUUGUCAUGCCGGUGAUGCUCGGAUUUAUCGUCCAGAGCUACAUGGCGGCCCACAUUCCAGGCGCGGAUUCCGCGAACAACAAGCCGGCCUUGUCUUCCUCCUCACGCGCCAUCCCCCAUUCGCUGUCGUUCAGCCGGAGGUCACCCAGAGACGGAGGAGGCAGGGGCGGGGCGGAAGACGGCAGAGGGGGGCCGGCAAGCCCGUUGUCAUCUAGGGUCAAGUCGGUUUUGGAGACAACAGGAGCAUCUAGCAUCAGGACUAUUGGGGAGACAGGAGGAGGAGGAGGAGGAGGAGGAGGAGGAGCAUCGAGGUCAACUGGGGAGUUAGGAGGGGCAGGGCCGGCUGCCUCUCCGUCUUCGAGUGGUAGGUCCUACGGAGAUGGUGCGGAGGGCGCGGCUAGCGGCGGUGCCGUUGGCGACAUGGCCGGAAGCAGGAGCCGGAAGGCUACCCCCAAGGCCCGAACUGUUGGCAAUGAUGGCGCCAGCACCAUCUUGGAUGGAAGCCAGUUUGCGACUCUCGCAGGCGAUGCGGUCGACGUCGACACGUUGCUGGAACAGGGGGCCCACGGCUACGGAGGUAGCGAUAGAGGCGGUGAGGACGGCAAUGGGGAAGAUUGUGGUCUGGAUGAUGACGACGGAUCCUUUUCGUCCGACGAAAGCAGCGCGCCGGUGGUGGUCACUUCCCAUGCUCGGUCGAUGUCGUCAACUUUCUGGGGUGCGGAGCAGGAGAAAGACCAUCAACGGCGCGGCUCAUUGCAGGCAUCUACGGAGAUGCAGGAGAACUUGAAUCGUGUGGAAGCGGAGAACGCCAGCCUGCGCGCGUUGGUGGACAGCAUGCAGAUGGACCUGCAAAUGGCCAACGCCAGGCUCUACGACGAGAUGCAGACGAAAAGCAGGGACCGCAGCCCGUCCCCGGGAAGGACGCCUUCACGGCGAGGGAGCGGGGUCGACGCGUCUGCACACCCAGGAAAACCACCCUUGCCGUUGUCGUUCAUCUCUCCGGAUUCGGUGGCUCCUCCCCGGAAGCGCGCCGGCUCUGGGACGAGCUCGCUGGGGGGCAUGGAAGCUAUCGCAGAGAUUGAGGACGAGGAAGUCGGCAUCGUCUAAUUGUUGUCGAAUCUGCCGAGGGGAAGUUACCAGGCGGUUGGUUGCUCGUGGUUUUGCGUGUAAGGUGGCUUCGGAUCGGGUGUUUGUGUGAAAGGGCUUUUGUCUGGUGGUUGUUUGUUUGGUUUUUCGCUGUCGACGUCUGCUGGUCGGGUGGUGCGUAUGUGGUUUCAAGGGCGUAGGCCGGCUGAACAACUGGGCGCCUGAACUGGCCGAAAUCGACCAAUCCAUCAUGAUACUCGCGUUGGUUGUUGUUCCACCGGCCUUGCCCGACUAGUCCACUCUGUUAGCCCUGUAAAGGUGGUCUGCUUCCUCUUAAUUGGUUGGUUGGCUUGCUUCGUAUCAUCCCGCGGGUUGGGUGCUGAGUUGGGUUACGCGGCCGUCUUGUUUCGUUUGGAGUUGGCCGGUUCCGGUUGGUAGCGGACUCGAAUCGGUCUGCUCACGUCUCUGAUGUCCUGAAUAGGGCUGUUUGUGUGUGUGUUUUUGUGUGGUUGUCUCAGUGGCUGUACUUACCUUCGGUCCGUCGCGUCGUCGUUUCAGUGUUCGCCCUUACUGACCUUGUUGAGGGAUUCGAAGCGUUAAUCCUAGCAAUCGGUUUCACGUUCAGCCCUUCGUUUGGAUAUGAUAUUGGUGAGGAUUCUGACACUCACUCGCUCGAGGUUCUUUGUGUUGUGUUGUGUCGUGGUGUGGUGUACCAGUUGUUUUGUGGGAAAGGGCACGGUACUGUUAUACCGCGUUCCGAUGUGUUACGGGUUGGUUCAGGGCAGGUGAAGAUGAUGAUGAGCUUCGUGGUCGAUGAAUGAUCAAAUCAAAACAUGCGU
Ectocarpus sp. CCAP 1310/34 is the source of this 4454-nucleotide messenger RNA. The record is from the annotation of a GenBank genome assembly. Lineage: Eukaryota; Phaeophyceae; Ectocarpales; Ectocarpaceae.